This is a messenger RNA of Scophthalmus maximus (turbot), 1018 nucleotides long. RefSeq names its product mitochondrial peptide methionine sulfoxide reductase (gene msrab). Gene Ontology annotation, cellular component: cytoplasm. The coding region runs from base 142 to 789 and encodes 215 amino acids. Gene Ontology annotation, molecular function: peptide-methionine (S)-S-oxide reductase activity. The transcript is spliced from 6 exons. NCBI's taxonomy places the organism in Eukaryota, Metazoa, Chordata, Actinopteri, Pleuronectiformes, Scophthalmidae. The record is from RefSeq and is a predicted model, not a curated record. Gene Ontology annotation, biological process: cellular response to oxidative stress.
AGAAGCGCAACAGCGCGCGGCUAUUGACGCAUCACGGAAGACAUUUUUCAUAGUUGUUCUCCCAAACACAAAGACGCACACUCCGUUUGGCUCCGUCUCUCCGCUGCUGCUGCGUCCGCGUCUGCGUCCGCGUCCGACUCCAUGGCAGAUAAGAGCCAGGUGCCCGGCAGAGAGCGCGCUCUGAGGGGAAGGGAGGAGGCAAUGGUCGUGGCAGACAAGCAUGCAGUCAGUGGGAAUCCCACCGUGGAGCCUUUUCCAGAAGCCAUGGAUACCAUCAUGUUCGGUAUGGGCUGUUUCUGGGGAGCGGAGAAACUUUUCUGGCGACUUCCAGGGAUCUUCUCCACACAAGUGGGCUAUACAGGCGGCUUCACACCCAAUCCCACCUACGAAGAGGUCUGCUCAGGUCUAACAGGUCACACUGAGGUGGUGAGGGUGGUCUUCUCCCCUGAAGACAUCAGCCUUGAGGAACUGCUCAAACGCUUUUGGGAGAGCCACGAUCCUACACAAGGUAUGAGGCAGCAGAAUGACCAUGGUUCUCAGUAUCGUUCCGCCAUUUACACCUCCAACCCCAUGCAACUGGAGCUCGCAUUGAGGAGCAAAGUGGCCUUCCAGCAGGAGUUGGAUAAAAAAGGCUACGGUCCCAUCACAACAGAGAUCCUGGAGGGGCAGCAGUUCUACUACGCUGAGGACUAUCACCAGCAGUACCUGAAGAAGGUUCCUAAGGGCGUCUGUGUGGUCAAAGGCACCGGCGUCUCGUGUCCCAUCGGAGCCAGAAACGAUGAAGUGUGAGAGAAAUUUAAAGGGAAGUAUCGGAUGAUGGAUGAGGAUUUUUGUCGGCACAAAGUUGUUAGGCCCUGAGUAGUAAAGCCGUAAGUAGAAAAAAUCCUAACCAGGGACAGGGGUUGCAAAUUGGCAUAGGCUAGAAAACCUAUAUGCAAUACAUCUGUAUCAUGUUAUUGUAACCUGCUACAUGGUUUUUUUUUGCAUUAUCCCUGACAAAUAAACUAAUAAAAAAAUA